Molecule: messenger RNA, 738 nt
Organism: Mesoplodon densirostris (Blainville's beaked whale)
Lineage: Eukaryota; Metazoa; Chordata; Mammalia; Artiodactyla; Ziphiidae
Gene: RNF183
Product: ring finger protein 183
Exons: 2
Coding region: 1-738 (245 amino acids)
Biological process (GO): protein ubiquitination
Molecular function (GO): ubiquitin protein ligase activity
Source: RefSeq, a predicted model, not a curated record
AUGCAAAUGAGGCACGCCCACAGCCGCCUGGAAACCGGGCCGGGAGAAGUCAGAGCCCAGAGCACAUGCUGCAGGGCCGUGCUAGGCAAAGGAGCUGGAGGAGGUGGAGGAGGCGCUGAGGGAGCAGGACGUCUCCUGCCAGACCUCCCAGUGUCUGGUCUGAGGAUGGCGGAGAAGCAGGGCCGGGAGCCGGAGUGCCCUGUGUGCUGGAACCCCUUCAACAACACGUUCCACACCCCCAAAGUGCUGGACUGCUGCCACUCCUUCUGCGUGGAAUGCCUGGCCCACCUCAGCCUGGUGACUCCGGCCCGGCGCCGGCUGCUAUGUCCGCUCUGUCGCCAGCCCACUGUGCUGGCCUCCGGACAGCCUGUCACUGACUUGCCCACGGACACUGCCGUGCUCACCCUGCUCCGCCUGGAGCCCCACCACGUCAUCUUGGAAGGCCGCCACCUCUGUCUCAAGGAUGAGCCCAAGAGCCGCUACUUCCCGCGCCAGCCCCAGGCCUACACGCUGGAACUCGGCCCCGGGCCUGGGAGCCAGACUGGGCUCCCCCAGGACGUGGCCCCUACCACCAUCCCCAGCCCCAGCCCCAGCCCCAGCCACGACUCUCGGAGGGGGUGUUUGCGCAACCCGCAGUUCCGGAUCUUUGCCUACCUGCUGGCCGUCAUGCUCAGCGUCACUCUGUUGCUCAUCUUCUCUGUCUUUUGGACCAAGCAGGUUUUUGGGGGUGUGGGGUGA